Molecule: messenger RNA, 1257 nt
Organism: Solanum pennellii
Lineage: Eukaryota; Viridiplantae; Streptophyta; Magnoliopsida; Solanales; Solanaceae
Exons: 1
Coding region: 112-1068 (318 amino acids)
Source: RefSeq, a predicted model, not a curated record
AUACUUCAUUUUCCUCUGAAACUUCCUAUUUAUAAUAAGGUCAAAAAAAUAAAAAUAAAAACACUCUCUUCAUUUUCUUCUUAGUUCCCAAUUUUAUAAAAAAAAAUAAAAAUGAGAGAUUUUGCUUCUUGUUUUAGUGAAAAUGCAAUACAAACUACUUCUUGUUCUAAUUAUUAUUCAAAAACUUCUUGUUUUCCUCAAAAUUCAUCAACUACCCUUUCAACACAAAACAAUGUUACAUGUUUGUACAAUGUUAUUUUAUCCAAUAAAAAACAUUUGUUGAUCAUAGUUUCAUGGUCCAAAACAAAUGUGUCACAAACUUUGUACAUACAAUUUGGUGAUAAUCCUUCAAAUUCCUUCAAAAUUAGCGCGAUUUCGAAGAAGAAAAAGGGGAAGAAAUCAAUCGAGUUUGAUUCUGAUGAUGAUGAUCGUAGAAAAAUUGAAGUUUUCUGGGAUUUAUGUGAUGCUAGGUACAACAACAACAACAACAACAUGUUUGGUGUAGAACCAAUUGAUAAGUACUAUGUUGUUGUUACAUUUGAUUCUCAAAUUGUACUAAGUCUUGGUGAUGAUAUUGAAGAAAAGAUAUUCAAGAAUUGUUGUACUUCAAUUGCAAAAUUUAGUUUAGUGUCAAGACAAGAACAUUUAGUAGGCAACACAAUUUAUUCAACAAGGGCACAAUUUUGUGAGAAUGGAUCAAAACAUGAUAUUUUGAUAAGUUGUAAGGGUGAAAAUGAAGGAAAAAACAUUGAUUAUCAACAACAACAGCAUAAUUAUCCUGUUUUAUCAAUUUGUAUUGAUAAAAAGAUGGUGAUUAGAGUGAAGAGAUUACAAUGGAAUUUUAGGGGAAAUCAAAGUAUUUUUUUGGAUGGUUUGUUUGUGGAUGUUAUGUGGGAUGUUCAUGAUUGGUUCUUUAAUUCAACAAACUCUGGUUGUGCUGUUUUUAUGUUUAGGACAAGAAGUGGAUUGGAUAGUAGAUUGUGGUUAGAAGAUAGAGACAAGUUGAUGCACAAGAAUCAAGAUAAAGUUGAGUUCUCAUUCAUGAUCUAUGCAAGUAAGACCACAUGAUUUCUUCUGGUUUUUUCGUUUAUCUGGUGUUCGAUACUUGUUUUGCGUUGCGUUCCUGAUAUCUGAGAAACACUUUUUACAAAAAUUUGAGAGUUUCUAGUUAUGGAUGAAGAAAUUUUAUUCAUCGAACAAUAAUUCUGAAUAGUAUAAGAGCAUAUAAUUGAAAGGUGAUUAAUUUCUUCUCUUUUA